CACUAUCUUCCACUGUCAAUUUUAGUUGGUUAAAUAUACAUAUUUGAUUUCUCAAUCACUACAAGCUCAUUUGCAGUGAUAACCUACGAAAAUAAUACGUGAAAAAGGUUUUGAUCGUGUCGUGGGCACGUGCACGUCUUGUCCAAUGAAAAAAUAAAAAGUUCCUAAACAUUUCGGAAAAACUCCUGAGAAAUCCCCGAGAGCCAGGGGAUACAAUUUCUCUGCUGUGCUACUACUUCCAAUCCUCGGAAUCCCCAAACUGCUGUCUCCCACUCCAAUAAAUAAGAAAAGAACAGCUAGGAACACGGUUUGUAGAGAAAACCAAAAAGGGCAUGGACUGUAUGGCUAUGACGGAGGCACAGCAGCAGCCACCGCCGCCGGCGGCAGUACAAUUAACAGAGCUAGUUUUCUUACUAGAGCAAGCAAACCAGAUGGCAAAACAACUCCCUGCCACAUCAGACCCAACCUACCUCUUCCAAAUCUAUUCCUCACUUCAUCAAGCCCAUCAUUCUCUCUCCUCUUUCCUCUCCGCUACCCAAACUCAAUUUCAUGUUCCUCCUCCUCCUCCUCCUCCUCAGCCUCCUCUACCACCAGUUGCCGCAGAGAACUCUCUGUCCUCCGCCACCGGCGCCGCCAAUGAGGAUGGCAGCGAACCCAUGCAAGUGGGUGAUGAGAAUGAAGCUGAAGCCGAGGAGAAUUCAAAGACAUCAAUUGAUAAGGUUGAGGAGAAGAUGAGGGAAUGCUUUAUCAAGAAUAAGAGGGCAAAGAGGCAGCUUUCGCCAUCGUCUGCUGUGGUGGCGGAGGAGAGGAGGAUUUGUGAAGACAGAUUCGUAGGUGGAAUAAUGGGUUUUGAUCCUCUGGGGGAAAAGUUGCGGGCUUUGGAUCUUGUCUACCAGUUUCAUGGUUGAACUAUAGACAGGGCUGAAACAAAACAGGCUACAGAGAAAUUAUAACAUUUACUAAGCAGGAGGGAAGCAGAAUAUAUUAUAUGCGUUUCGUCAAAUUCAGGAUCAGAAAA
Durio zibethinus is the source of this 1018-nucleotide messenger RNA. The record is from RefSeq and is a predicted model, not a curated record. Lineage: Eukaryota; Viridiplantae; Streptophyta; Magnoliopsida; Malvales; Malvaceae.